This is a messenger RNA of Helianthus annuus (common sunflower), 2118 nucleotides long. Its product is annotated as cyclic nucleotide-gated ion channel 4. Lineage: Eukaryota; Viridiplantae; Streptophyta; Magnoliopsida; Asterales; Asteraceae. The record is from RefSeq and is a predicted model, not a curated record. The transcript is spliced from 7 exons. Bases 114 to 2033 code for a protein of 639 amino acids.
UAGAUUACCUCUCCACCGUUAAAACUCUUAUUAUAUCUUCUUCUAUUUAGUCAUGUACAUAUAUUCCAACCUCUCUCUCACACGCACACAAAACACACAGUGAACACACACACAUGGCUACCGAUGGUAUUAGCCAUGAACUUUCAGAUGCAUAUAUUGAUCAAACCACUGAUGAAGACAAUGAAGAAGAUGAAGAGUACAUUCUUGGCCCGUGUGGUGCACGUGGGAGAGCCACAUUGGACCCUAGAGCUCCAUGGGUCCAUGAAUGGAACCGGGUCUUCCUCCUGGUGUGUGUCAUGGGUCUGUUUGUAGACCCACUCUUCUUCUACACACUCUCAAUAAGCGAGUCAUGCAUGUGUGUGUACGUGGACGGGUGGCUAGCCAUUUCAGUGACGGUGCUCCGGUGCAUGACGGAUGUGUUUCACGUCUUGAACUUGUGGUUGCACCACAAGAUCAACCGGUUCAGCACCGGUCAGACAACUGUAAGGAACGUGGUGGCCCGGCUCAUGAAGUGGUUCUCGUUUGAUAUGUUCGUCAUCCUACCGAUUCCUCAGGUUGUGUUAUGGGUAGUGAUUCCGGCAUUGCUACAAAAAGGUUCAUCCACAUUUGUAAUGACUGUUUUCUUGAUCAUGUUUUUGUUCCAAUUCCUCCCCAAGAUUUAUCACUUUGUCCGCCUCUUACGACGAAUGCAAAGAUUCUCCGGCUACAUCUUUGGUACUGUUUGGUGGGGAAUCGCUCUCAACCUGAUCGCCUAUUUUGUCGCAUCUCAUGUUGUGGGAGCGUGUUGGUACUUGCUAGGAACCCAAAGGGCUGCAAAAUGCUUGAAGGAGAAGUGCAUGGAGACGAAUGGUUGCAAAUUGCGAAUAUUGACAUGCCAAGAGUUCAUGAAUUAUGGAACAAGUAGAUUGGUUCGAGACCACACGAGAUUGUCAUGGUGCGAGAACAGAAGAGUAAGGUCUGUUUGCCUUCAAGACGACGAUAGUUAUAGCUACGGAGCUUACAAAUGGACAGUACAACUCGUUGCCAAUCAAAAUCGGUUGGAGAAGAUACUAUUCCCCAUCUUUUGGGGACUUAUGACACUCAGUACAUUUGGAAACUUGGAAAGCACAACAGAUGGGUUGGAACUAGUUUUCAUCCUCCUCGUUCUUACAACGGGACUCCUUUUGGUCACCAUGUUAAUCGGAAAUAUCAAGGUGUUUUUGCAUGCAACAACAUCAAAGAAACAAGGGAUGCAGUUAAAAAUGAGAAACUUAGAGUGGUGGAUGAGUAGGAAACACCUUCCUCACAUACUUCGACAAAGAGUUCGAAACUACGAGCGCCAAACUUGGGCGGCGACGCGUGGAGUAAACGAGUGUGAGAUGAUCCGCGAUCUACCUGAUGGCCUUCGAAGGGACAUCAAGUACCAUCUUUGUUUGGACUUGGUUCGACAGGUACCCUUGUUUCAACACAUGGACAACUUGGUCCUUGAGAACAUAUGUGAUCGUGUUACGCCCCUCAUGUUUACUAAAAAUGAAACCAUUACUAGAGAGGGAGAUCCGGUACAAAGAAUGUUAUUCAUAGUACGUGGGCAUCUUCAAUGCAACCAAAUUGUACGAGACGGUGUGAAAAGUUGUUGCAUGUUAGGCCCGGGAAACUUCAUCGGAGACGAGCUCUUGCCAUGGUGUCUAAAAAGACCGUUUGUAGAACGGCUACCACCAUCAUCCUCGACGUUAGUCACUAUGGAGGCCAUAGAAGCUUUUGGGCUAGAUGCUGAAGAUGUGAAAUAUGUAACCCAACAUUUUAGGUACACGUUUGUAAAUGAAAAGGUGAAAAUGAGUGCAAGAUAUUAUUCGCCGGGAUGGAGGACUUGGGCAACAGUCGCGAUUCAGUUGGCUUGGAGGAGGUGGAAAUAUAGGCUCGACCUCACUUCGUUGUCGUUCAUUAGGCCAAGGAGACCAAUGUCAAGAUGUUCAUCUCCUGGGGAAGAUAAUCUAAGGCUUUACACGGCUCUAUUAACUUCACCAAAGCCUAAUCAAGACAACUUCGACUUUUAAACAUUAUGAGAUUUUAUAGAUACGCGACAUGGUGACUGCAAAUUACUAUAUUCAAAUAAAAACUUUAUGUUAAUUGGUUUCCCUA